AUGGCCAAGCGGCGGGGUACCUAUUCAGCUGUAACCACGGCUGGCGACGUGACCCGAGGAAAAGGGCGUCAUCGCGACAAGGCCACCCCAUCGUCGACUGAAGAUAAUUCCUCCUCAGUAUCAUCGGGAGCUUCGUCAGAAGAGCCCUCGAAAGAGGCAUCCAACAAUGAGAGCCGAGGUCCUUCUCGCGCUAACGAGAGCCCAUCAAAAAGACAGAGGGAAACUACCUCGUUCGAAAGUAACUACGCGCCCUGCCCUACCAGUACCAACCUCAUCACCAUGCCAGACAAGGACUCGCGCAUCACUCAGAUCGCCACCAAGGCGAACGAACAUAUUGCAGCCCUACGCCUCGUCGCCGACUCGGUCGCGCAACAGCGACAACUCGCCGCUGGCGCCGUCCUGUGCAGCCCCCUCUGCUGGGCCUUGAUCCCUCUCGUUCCAGCAUGCAUUUACUACUCGCCAUAUCAAGAGCGCGUCGAUAACUUGACAAUCUUCCUUCUCUGCAUCGGGAUCUCCAUGGCUUUUGGAGUCGCCGUGAAGUGGUCGGUACGAGGAUACCUGGACGCGGCCGAGAAGGUAGGUACGUGGAGGUGGCUAUACGGCUUUGAGGACAAGUCCAAGACAAAGGCGCGACGACAGGAGACUGACACCAAGCCAAUGCACAUGGAUGAGGGCUCUCAUAUCCGCUCGAUGGGCUCCAUCUGCAAGCGGGACUUCGUUCUCGUUGCUCGACUGACGGACGACGGCGAUAUCAUCGGCACCAUCAUUCUCCGUGUCGUACCCAUUACCACUUCCUCUGAGAAAGCGAGCCGGUCAAAGAGCUCCCAAAAGCGGUGCCAGAUGAUACACCGAUCACCCCAGCCCUGCAAGGUGGUCAUCCGGGCCUGGACUGUGAAGCAGAGCCACCGUGGGGCCGGAAUCGGUGCAUGGAUGCUCAAAGACGCACUGGUGCUGUGUCUGCAAUAUGGCUGGAUGGGGCCGGAGUUUGCGGCGGACCAUGCCAAUUCUGUGCGUGUUCUUCCGAGCGUGUUUAAUGGGUGGAUUGAUAGGAUGGAGGCUCGGGCGAAGAACAGGCUGGCGCGGGAUAUCGAGAUAUUUUGGGCGAAGCUGGAAGAAGGGAAUGAAUGGGCCAUGCGGAGUGUUAUUUGA
Molecule: messenger RNA, 1149 nt
Organism: Penicillium canariense
Lineage: Eukaryota; Fungi; Ascomycota; Eurotiomycetes; Eurotiales; Aspergillaceae
Exons: 1
Coding region: 1-1149 (382 amino acids)
Source: RefSeq, a predicted model, not a curated record